CCCAGCCCGUGGUGCUCGCGCCGGUCCAGCCUUUAGUCUGCCCUGACCAUGGCUAAACUGACAGCGCUCACGCUCUUGGGGCUGGGAUUGGCACUCUUCGAUGGACAGAAGUCUUCUUUCCAAACACGAUUUAAUGUUCACCGUGAAGUAACUCCAGUGGAACUUCCUAACUGUAAUUUAGUUAAAGGGAUUGACAAUGGUUCUGAAGACUUGGAAAUACUGCCCAAUGGACUGGCUUUCAUCAGCUCCGGAUUAAAAUAUCCUGGAAUAAUGAGCUUUGACCCUGAUAAGCCUGGAAAGAUACUUCUAAUGGACCUGAAUGAGAAAGACCCAGUAGUAUUGGAACUGGGCAUUACUGGAAGUACAUUUGAUUUAUCUUCAUUUAACCCUCAUGGGAUUAGCACAUUCACAGAUGAAGAUAAUAUCGUCUACCUGAUGGUGGUGAACCAUCCAGAUUCCAAGUCCACAGUGGAGUUGUUUAAAUUCCAAGAAAAAGAAAAAUCACUUUUGCAUCUGAAAACCAUCAGACACAAGCUUCUGCCUAGUGUGAAUGACAUUGUCGCUGUGGGACCUGAACACUUUUAUGCUACCAAUGAUCACUAUUUUAUUGACCCUUACUUAAAAUCCUGGGAAAUGCAUUUGGGAUUAGCGUGGUCAUUUGUUACUUAUUAUAGUCCCAAUGAUGUUCGAGUAGUGGCAGAAGGAUUUGAUUUUGCUAACGGAAUCAACAUCUCACCAGACGGCAAGUAUGUCUAUAUAGCUGAACUGCUGGCUCAUAAGAUCCAUGUGUAUGAAAAGCACGCUAAUUGGACUUUAACUCCAUUGAAGUCCCUCGACUUUAACACUCUUGUGGACAACAUAUCCGUGGAUCCUGUGACAGGGGACCUUUGGGUUGGUUGUCAUCCCAAUGGCAUGCGAAUCUUCUACUAUGACCCAAAGAAUCCUCCUGCAUCAGAGGUGCUUCGAAUCCAGGACAUUUUAUCCAAAGAGCCCAAAGUGACAGUGGCUUAUGCAGAAAAUGGCACUGUGUUACAGGGCAGCACGGUGGCCGCUGUGUACAAAGGGAAAAUGCUGGUUGGCACCGUGUUCCACAAAGCUCUCUACUGUGAGCUCUCACAGGCCAAUUAGCACCCGUGCCGCGGACACUGGCACCCACGAUUUCAACUGCUUGCCGGCCACAUUCUUGGGGCCACAGUGCCCUCGGCGGGAUGAUGGACAACCCUAAAUUUGACAUCAACUGCAUCGCAGCCUAGAGUGGAUAUGAAGAGUAGGGCUUUUUGAGCGUGAAUUC
Oryctolagus cuniculus (rabbit) is the source of this 1291-nucleotide messenger RNA. It is a transcript of the gene PON1, whose product is annotated as paraoxonase 1. Gene Ontology annotation, molecular function: arylesterase activity; aryldialkylphosphatase activity. NCBI's taxonomy places the organism in Eukaryota, Metazoa, Chordata, Mammalia, Lagomorpha, Leporidae. Gene Ontology annotation, biological process: response to toxic substance. The record is from RefSeq and is marked provisional. Gene Ontology annotation, cellular component: extracellular region.